Hyla sarda is the source of this 2749-nucleotide messenger RNA. RefSeq names its product LEM domain nuclear envelope protein 2 (gene LEMD2). The record is from RefSeq and is a predicted model, not a curated record. Gene Ontology annotation, molecular function: chromatin DNA binding. Gene Ontology annotation, biological process: negative regulation of BMP signaling pathway; nuclear envelope organization. Gene Ontology annotation, cellular component: nuclear inner membrane. NCBI's taxonomy places the organism in Eukaryota, Metazoa, Chordata, Amphibia, Anura, Hylidae. The transcript is spliced from 10 exons. The coding region runs from base 1 to 1884 and encodes 627 amino acids.
AUGUUACCGGCUGGAAAGAUGUCGGACGAGAAGCUGAGGAGGGAGUUGGUGUCCCUUGGCUACACUCCGGGGCCUAUAACAGAUAGCACGCGCAAUAUCCUGGAGAAGAAGCUUCAGAAGUUACGUGCAGAGGCUAAGAAAUCUCAACGCACCAGCCGAAGCAGCGACAACGCCAGGAGAAGUCUGCACCGGGAACCACGAGAUGACAGUGACCACGAGGUUGACGACAGCCCGAAGAGGGACACGGCCGAGGGCCGGAGACUGAAGGAGAGGGGCCAGAGGAGGGUAGAAGAUACCCUGCUGGAUGGUGAAGCAGAUGAUAGCAGGGAGAGGGCUUCCGUGUCAGGGGUCAUCCCAGGAAGAAGAUCUCUCGGCUAUAGUACAUACACUAGUGACAUCCCUGAGAGACGCCUCCUCACUAGUGACAUCUCUGAGAGACACCACCUCACUAGUGACAUCCCUGAUAGGAGAUCCCUCGGCUAUAGUUCAUACACUAGUGACAUCCCUGAGAGACACCACCUCACUAGUGACAUCCCUGAGAGACACCACCUCACUAGUGACAUCCCUGAGAGACACCUCCUCACUAGUGACAUCCCUGGGAGAAGCUCCCUCAUCUAUGAUAGAUACACUAGUGACAUCCCUGACAGAAGCUCCCUCAGCUAUAGGAGCUACCUAAGUGACAUCCCUGACAGAAGCUCCAUUGGUUAUAAGAGGUAUCCAAGUGACAUCCCAGAGAGCACCCUUGUCUCUAAGAGGUAUCCAAGUGACAUCCCUGACAGAAGCUCCAUUGGUUAUAAGAGGUAUCCAAGUGACAUCCCAGAGAGCAACUCCCUUGGUUAUGAUAGAUACUCCAAUGAACUGAGGUUCAGACCCAUAGGUGAAAGGAUCACAAGUCCAAAUAUCUCUAGCACUACCACUGCUCCGGGCCCUUUGUCUUACAAAACUCACCCAGACCUCUGCCAGGAAAAAGUCUCUCAUUCAAAACCAGCCUGGUCCAAAAAGCUGGAGCACUACCUGUCAAGACUGUUGUGGCUGCUGUGUGUCAUUGUGGUUCUGGUCUUUGCUGGUAUCCUAGUUGUGAAGAGUGGCAUCCUGAGCAUAUCACAGGACAAUGACAUGAAACUGCUUCCUUCUGACUGUGAAGGCAGAGGAGAUCCGUUUUGCAAAACGAAGCAGAAGGAAAUUACUCUUCAGAUCUUGUCAGAAUUGUAUGAUUUUUUGUCCUUAGAGGCCGGUGGUUAUGUGUGUGGAAACCCAUCUGAUCUGACUAGUAAAUGUAUUCCAGUUAAAAGAGCUGAAGAGCAUGUGAUGAAUGUUAGUGGAUAUGGAGCAGAGAAAUUUGAUGCUGCAUUGGACUGGUUGCUGAGCAGUGACAAACAUUUUGGCAUAUGGGUAAAGGGUAAGGAUUCUGAAAAACUUGCCACUAAGAGGACGGACGUCUUUUGUCUUGAAUCUUCUAAGCCUAGACUUGGAUUUGUUUGCCGAUUGAAGAAUGCACUUUACACUGCAAUUUCAAACCUCUUUUUGGCUCUUCUUGGUAUCUUCAUGCUUUGGAUAUUAUUGAUUUUUUUGAGAUAUCAUUGGCAAAGGUUGGAAGAAGAGGAGAAGCAGAUGUUUGCAAUGGUAGAGAAAAUCAUUGAUGUUGUGAAACACCAUUACAAGGAUUGGACUUCAGGAAUAGAGCAGAAUCCAUAUAUUGGUAUCCUGCAUGUGAGAGAUUCAUUGAUAAUGCCUCAAGACAGGAAACGUUUAAAGAAAGUCUGGGACCGUGCAGAACAGUUUGUUAAUAAUGAAUCCCGUGUCCGUACAGAACAGCAGCGUGUAGCUGGUGCCAAUUUGAAUGUGUGGCGAUGGAUACAAACGCGGAAUGAACAUCCAAGAUAAAUGCUGUGCUUUAAUUUUGUGCAAUCUACAAAUAAAUUGAUGGGUGAUGGUGUUCUGCAGCAGUUUGCUUUAGUUGCGCAAAUUUUGAUAUAAGUACCAUAAUCACCAAAAGUAUUACCUAAGCGUUAUGAGCUGUGGUUAAAUUGAGCAACAGUCUUGCCUUCUUGCUUUUGUAUGACAUACUAGUUUAUGAAAUGUUUUACAGUCACACUGCCGAAAGUUUAAAGUGCAGUCAAUUUGUACAAUUUUUUACAUUUUUUAUUUACAAAUAUUUUGUACUGCAUUGAAUACUUUCAGAAAUGUUCAGUUAUGAUGUGUAGAAUAAUUUCCUCCUUCGUAAUAUGCCAACUGUGGUUAUUUUCAGCUUUUUUUUUUUUUUAUACCCACUGCACUGUCCGGGCCUUCCUGUGUAAUGUAAAGAGCCAACCACCAUACUAGCUUGUUAUCUCCAUCCCCUUCUCUAGACCCUUUGCUGUUUAAGUGUAAUUCCUUUAUAAGUAGGAAGGGGUUGUGGGAGGGGGAGGGAAUGGGUGGUGUAUGCGAUGUUGUAAUUUGUUCUUGCAGGGGCUCAUGGGAGAUCUAGACACUUGCUGUCUCCUCGCUUGGCUGCUCCCGUUCUGGACGGUGGUUAUUCUUCUGCACAGCAGAGAUGUUGUUUAUAAGCAGCAGCAGAGAGGCAGAAAAUUCAAUUAUUGGAGAAUAACACAACACCUGCAGUAUUGGAAAUAACUGUUUCAGUGCCAAAGCUGUAUUCAUGUAGUCUGAAUGCACCUUCUUCAAAGCUUCACAGAAAAUAAAGGCUAUUGCUACAAUAAUCCUUUCCGUGCUGUAUAACAUUAAAUAAAUUAAGUCAUAUUGAACAUAA